Etheostoma cragini (Arkansas darter) is the source of this 711-nucleotide messenger RNA. Its product is annotated as galactose-specific lectin nattectin-like. NCBI's taxonomy places the organism in Eukaryota, Metazoa, Chordata, Actinopteri, Perciformes, Percidae. Gene Ontology annotation, molecular function: signaling receptor activity. Bases 55 to 390 code for a protein of 111 amino acids. The record is from RefSeq and is a predicted model, not a curated record. The transcript is spliced from 4 exons.
CCCGGGGGAUGGUCUGAGUUCAACGGUCGCUGUUUCCACUAUUUUCCAGCACCCAUGACUUGGGCUAAAGCUGAGAGAAACUGUCAGUCCCUGGGUGGGAACCUCGCAUCAGUGCAUAACGUAAAGGAAUACCAUGAGAUCCAGAGGCUGAUAAUGACCACCAGUUAUGCGUACAAAGAAGCAUGGCUCGGCGGCUCUGAUGCCCAAGAGGAGGGUCUAUGGCUGUGGAGCGAUAAUUCAAUGUUCACCUACCAGAACUGGUGUCCUGGAGAGCCCAACAACUACGCUUACAAUCAGAACUGUCUGCAGAUAAACUUUGGAGAAGCAAAAUGCUGGGAUGAUGUCAGGUGCUCUGUCCUUCGCCCAUUUGUCUGCAGCAAGAAAAUCUGAUGAUUCCUGGGCUGACACAGACGCAUCAAGUACCUGUGGAGAGCACAAAUACUGUUUUUUGUGUCAUAAGUCUCAUAUAUACAGUAUGACCUAAAAGCUCUAUAUCUCAUUUAAUAUCUUUAUCUUUUCUAUCGCUGUAACGCUGCCAAAGGAUUGAAGAGACAAGUGACGUACAGGAGCUGGACUGUCUCUUGGGCCUAAGAGCAGACUGAACGAGUUAAGAAAGUAAUGCUUUUAGCACAACUGUAUUAUGUCUGGAGAGGGAUCUGGUCUUUCUUGUCUUUCAGUAUGCAAAAUUAAAACGCUCAAGCAUCUAAACCA